AUCUAGGUCACGUUGAAGCCCUCUUUUUAUACAUCUGCAUUCAUCAUCCUUCUCCGUCUCGUCGCUGAAAGAAGAAGAAAAUGGUUCAGAGGCUUACCUACCGCAGGCGCCACAGCUAUGCCACCAAAUCCAACCAACACAGGGUUGUCAAAACACCCGGUGGUAAGCUUGUUUAUCAGACAACCAAGAAGAGAGCUAGUGGACCUAAAUGCCCUGUUACUGGAAAGAGGAUUCAAGGGAUUCCACAUCUAAGACCCACUGAGUACAAGAGAUCUAGGUUACCUAGAAACAGGAGGACUGUGAAUCGUGCCUAUGGUGGAGUUUUAUCUGGAGGUGCUGUUAGAGAAAGAAUCAUCCGUGCUUUCUUGGUUGAAGAGCAAAAGAUCGUCAAGAAAGUCUUGAAGAUCCAAAAGACAAAGGAAAAGCAAGCUUUGAAGGGUUAAGUUUCAUUAAACGAGAUAAAGAUCUUUUUGGAGGAGUUUUAGGUUUGAGUGAUUAUAGUAAAAGCACAAAAUUUAUUAGAGCUGUUCUCUUGUUAGUUUUGUGCUUGUUUGGCUUCUUUGAACUCAUUCUAGUGCAACUGUUAGCUAUCCAUUGUGAUACAGUUUUGUUUGUCUCAAUUUUCUCUUGUUUUACUUUUCAUGUUUUUCUCUAAAUAUAUGUUCGUACUUAUAAUAUUAUUGCAUUAACAUAUCUUCCAUUCUUUACUGCAA
Molecule: messenger RNA, 713 nt
Organism: Medicago truncatula (barrel medic)
Lineage: Eukaryota; Viridiplantae; Streptophyta; Magnoliopsida; Fabales; Fabaceae
Product: 60S ribosomal protein L34
Exons: 4
Coding region: 81-443 (120 amino acids)
Biological process (GO): translation
Cellular component (GO): ribosome
Molecular function (GO): structural constituent of ribosome
Source: RefSeq, a predicted model, not a curated record